AUGGCCUCUGUGUUUGAGGGAAUAAUCUCUUCUCGCCGUCGAACGUCAAGGUCGCGAUCUUGGUCAGGCAAGCAACUGCAUUCCAGAUGGGGUGAUGCUGCCAUUACUGCUCCUCACAUUGGCUGGAGCCAACAGCACCCGGAAGAAGAUCUCAACGAGUCAGCCAGUCAAGCUCAUGGCAGCCCUGAUUCGCAAAAGACUCUGGUUGAUAACUCGCCCGAUGUCUCCUACGGUAGAGACAAGGUGACGAGGGGUAUCGUGGAGCCAAGCAGGCAGCCAGCUCCGCCCAUUGUUCAGAAGGAACGCAGUGCCAUUGUUAUCACCAUUCCUCUACCAUGGACCCGCAAGACACACCCGCGGUCAUUGUCUAUCGAUCGGCUUCAGAGCCAGGACAGUCAACAGGUGACAUCUACCACCGCUCAAGACUCAUCGCCAGCACAUGUCAGUGCCGGCGCUGACAUGGAAGCGAGGGCUGUUGCGGAAGACUGGCCGCUUGUGGACCCUCUGAGAUCCCGCACCUCAGCCGUAUACACCACACUGCCGCCAUACGAUCAUGUCAAGGGGCCUCUUUCAGAACGGGAAUAUUCGGGGAACGAUUAUGGACCUGGCCGUCUCCCUCAAAUUCAGACAGGGGUGCCACCUGCCAGAAGCCAGCCAGCAUCUGCUGUCUCGAUCCUCAGCCCUGUCGCCGAAUCAUUCCACGGCAGGUCUGAAAGCAACAAUGCAACUCCAAAGGGACAAACUCCAAUUGCGCAAAUGGCCGGCGACGGAGUCGCUACGACCGAUACUCACCAAGGAACCAGUUACCAGAACCUUAUGUCUCAACUGGACACUUUCCUUCCUAGAACACCCAGGUCUGUCCUACCUUCUCUGUUCGCUAGUCCCACCGAGGCUUUCGCUGCAGAGUCUGAAGCAACAAACGCGCAGAAUACUUCGAAAGUCUCUUCGCGGCCAGAGUCUCGCGGCCUUGCAGCCGAAGGAGCUGCCUAUAUGCGAAACAAAUCUCGAAGUGGAGAUGAACAGCGCAGCGGGUCACGAGACGCAGUCUCCGAAAGACGUCGCAGAUCUGCUUCCCGAGGGCCCUCUGAUGUCGAAUCGAUGCGGCGAAGACCUAACUCCCGCGACACAAUGGGAAAUAGGACGCCACGUCAGGUCUCUCGACAACCUGCCGGUCGACGCGCUGAUUCACCAGACCCUUGCGGUCGGGGAGCCAUGUCACACGCGGCGAGGAGUCAACACACCUCGCGCAAUGCCUCUCGCGAGCCCGCUCUGCGCCCUGACCAGUCUCCGGGCCCUUUGAGUCCAAACAAGGAAUUCGGCAAUUCUUUCGGCCAACUAAUAUCCCAUGGCUCCUCUCACGGCGGCGGAGCUCGCGGUCGACUUCCUAUGUCACCCAUGCCGCUCACUGCUCCACGCGCUCGAGGAACAUCAACUCGCCGGCCUGGCUUUCCUGGAACAAGGAGUGAGCGUAUUCUCGCAGGAGGACCGGCUGUUCCCCUUUCCCCCUCUAUUGAAACAAUCAGGAUCAUGCGUCGAGCGCACUCGCGCGAGGCAUACGGCAGCCAGCGUGCCAGCUCGCCCGGGACACUUGGUGGCGCGCUGGGAACAGAUGUCCAAAGCGGCCCAGCGACCCCUCAUCGCACUUCUGACGACACCGGCCGACGCGCGGUCUCGGUCGAUCCUGUUCGCCGAACUGUUGGGCCACGCGACGACAUCAUCAUUCACUGGGCCAGCCUGCCGACUCAGAGCAGUCCUGCCACCAGUCAGUCUUCCGACUCUUCAUUUACUUCUGUCAAGAACCCUCCAUCGCCCGAGAACGGCGCAGAUAGCGAGUCGGAUGCCGAGUCAGAAGCGCAAAUGAAGGGCGGAAUGGACGACGUGUACUUCGAAUCGCGCAAAGGUUGGAAUGGUCCUGCUGGAAUGAAGGGCGUCGACAGCAAGGGGUUCUAUGGAGACGUUGUGCAGGAUUAUAAGGCCAUUGCGAGGGAUGUCGAAGCGGAGCUGGCCCAAGCAUACGAGCCACCUCCAUCCGCGACAUUCAAUAUCGUCAACCUGGUGGUGAACAAAAUGGACAAGGACAGGGAUAGAGACAAGGAGAAGGAAGGGGAGAAUGACAAGGAGACGGAGAGAGUGUCUCCUAGCUACGGAGGUCCCGAGCUGGUUCCCUCACACGAAGAGCUGUGGGGAUAA
Molecule: messenger RNA, 2190 nt
Organism: Capronia coronata CBS 617.96
Lineage: Eukaryota; Fungi; Ascomycota; Eurotiomycetes; Chaetothyriales; Herpotrichiellaceae
Exons: 1
Coding region: 1-2190 (729 amino acids)
Source: RefSeq, a predicted model, not a curated record